Molecule: messenger RNA, 617 nt
Organism: Paramecium primaurelia
Lineage: Eukaryota; Ciliophora; Oligohymenophorea; Peniculida; Parameciidae
Source: the annotation of a GenBank genome assembly
AUGAAUUAGUAUGGAUUGAAUGAAAAAUUAUCAGAAGAAUAGAAAAGAAAAUUACAUGAAUUACAUCUUAUUUAAUAAAGGGAAUUAUCUGAAUUAAUUAGAAGACAUUAAGAAGAAUAAUUGAUGAUAUUUGAAUAAUGGAAAAAAGAGGAAUAAGAUUAAAAUAACUAAUCUAAAAAUAUUUCAUUUAAGGAUGACAAAAAUUCUAUGCUUCAUUAUAAACCAUAUACUUUAAGCUAAUAUAAACUAUUGAAAUUAUAACCUAUUUUAAAAAAUCCUGCUUAAGGAUUAGGUCCAACUUUGUCUAUUGAAAAAUGGUAAUAAUAAAAGGAUAAAAUGGAUAGAAUGCUUGAAUUUGCAGAACAUGUAUUAUCUUUAAAUAUUUAAAGGUAAAAGGGGAAUAUAGAAAUUUUAAAUAAAGAAUUCCUAAAAGUGAAUAGAAACAAGUAACUGUUAGAUAAAAAGGUAUAGAAUUUGCUAAAAAUAUCUUGAAACCAAUUGCACCUUCACCUAUGAGAAAAAAAUCAAUAUCAAAAAAUUCAGUUGAGAAUGAUGAAUUAUUAGAGUAUGAAUUAAGAAAUCAAUUAUUAAAAGAAUAGAUAGGCAAAAUGAAAUGA